AUGGCUUACGGUGGUAUGCCAGGCUCGAUGCCUGUGCGUUUGCGCUUUUUGUUUCUUGUUGCGACGCUCAUUACUAGCGCUUUUUUUCUUUUAUCACUUAAUGGCAUCACAAACAUAUUACUCCUAAGCAAUUACGCUAUCGUUCCACCACUGGACUCUUUUAAUUACGUAAUUGAUGAAUACAGCUUUACAAUACGGACCCAAGGAUGCACCAUACCAGGUUUACAACCACUUGAUGAGAGUGUAAAACAAUUUGUUGAAUAUCCAGACCAUAUGAAACCGUGUUUAAAUAUAUCAAAAUCAUUACUUGGAAAUAACAGAACUCAUGUCUGGAUUAGAGAAGAAAAUGUGCGACAUUAUGUAAGUGAUAACAGGAAUUUAAAAUGUUGCUAUAGAUCCUUUUUUCGGCCAGCAUCUAUUAAAGAUAUAACUUCGUUAGAUGUUGACGACCGGGUGGAAUAUCGUAAGUGCAAGUCCUUUUCCGAUGUAAUAGAAGCAAAAGAUGAAUUCGUUUAUGUAAUAUGCUUUGGCGGAAAGGAUAAAAUAUACGAACAAUACUACGCAUUUGCCCUAAAUAAAAAUCACGCUAUUGACAUAUCUAAAAACAAAACAGCGUACAACGUUUUAGUUUUAGGCAUAGAUGCAGUCUCAAGACUUAAUUUUCACCGAACGAUGCCUAAAACAUUAGCAUUUUUAAAGGAGAAGAAUGCCGUCGAAUUAUUUGGUUACAACAAAGUUGACGAUAACACAUUUCCAAAUCUCAUACCCAUGUUACUAGGCAUCAAAGAAGCGGAAUUAAAAAAGACAUGCCUUCCAAAUCAGAAGUCUUCAUUUGAUAAUUGUCCAUUUGUUUGGGAGUGGUAUAAACAAGCCGGUUAUUAUACAGCUUUGGGCGAAGACAGUGCCACACUUGGGACGUUUAACUUCUUUAAAGUAGGAUUCACCAGAACGCCAACCGAUUACUAUCUUCAUACGUUUAUUAAUGAAGCAGAGAGUAACGCCGGCAAAAACAAAGAUUUUAACUCAUAUCUAUGUAUGAAUGAUAAAUAUUUUUAUAAAUUCUUAUUGGAUUACAUUCAAGAUCUAUUAAUAACUUUAAGAUCAUCCAAAUUAUUUGGCUUCUUUUGGGAAGUAACAAUGAGUCAUGAUUAUCUGAACUAUCCGAUGGUUAUGGAUUUACCUUAUGUAAACUUUUUUAAGAGUUUAGACUUACUGCAUGUUUUAGAUGAUACUAUAAUAUUUCUGGUUAGUGAUCAUGGAAUAAGGUGGGGUGAAAUCAGAACUACAAAACAAGGUCGCUUAGAAGAACGACUGCCGUUUGUCUAUAUUUUACUUCCACCUUCUUUUCAAACGAAAUAUAGCGAAGCAUUUAGGAAUUUGAAAACAAACAGUCGGCGUCUUACUACGCCGUUUGAUAUACAUGCAACUUUAAAUGAUCUGGUAGAACUCAGUCAAAUCGAAAAUUCAAAAAUAGAGUCACGUAUCAAACAGUCAUACUCGGGAGAUCGUAGUAUUAGUUUAUUUCUACCCAUACCGACUAAUCGAACUUGCUUUAUAGCCGGAAUCGAUGAUCAUUGGUGUACGUGUCAUCGUGGUCUAAAAAUAUCAACGGAAAGUGUUCAGGCUAUGAAUGCUGCAGCUCAUAUGAUGGAAGAACUAAAUAAAAUUGUUCGUAAUCAUAAAUUAUGUGCCGAUUUGAAUUUAGCAGAAAUUAUAGACGCAACAGAGAUGGAAGUUGGCACAGCAGACAAAAAUGAAGUAGGAUGGCAAGAAUUUAUGGUGGUUAUUCGUACAGAACCUGGCAGUGGCGUUUUUGAAGGCACAUUACGGUUCGACAACCACAGUUGGAUUUUAACUGGUACAAUUAGUCGACUCAAUUUAUAUGGAGAUCAAAGUCGGUGUGUAAAUGACUACCAUCUUAAACUUUAUUGUUACUGUUUAUAA
Zerene cesonia (dogface butterfly) is the source of this 1944-nucleotide messenger RNA. RefSeq lists its product as uncharacterized. The record is from RefSeq and is a predicted model, not a curated record. Lineage: Eukaryota; Metazoa; Arthropoda; Insecta; Lepidoptera; Pieridae. The transcript has a single exon. The coding region runs from base 1 to 1944 and encodes 647 amino acids.